GGUUGAUCUCGUUUUAACUCCAGUCAACUAAAUGUCCCUCUCCAAGAUGCAGUGCGCGUCAUAUCGAUUUUUUUUGGUAAAUUUUUAAUCAGCAAGAUUUGAAACACAAUCAUUUUUUUGUUUCAGUCUGUAUUAGGAUAGUACAAUAGAGAGCUACUAUUUUGGAAGUCUCCUUAGUUAUUCGGUUAAAAUGAAAUCAAUUGCCUUUGCUUUGCUUCUUACUAACUUGGGUAGUUUUGGUAUUGUAACAGAGGCCAUUAGAGAAAGUUGCAGUGCGCCUGAAAGGAUUCAUAAUGCACAGCCACUUGUUAUAAGUGACACCCAUGAACAUGGAUUUAUCCUAAUGUUCAAAUGCCAACCUGGAUAUAUACAAAUAAAUUAUCUACGGAUGGUGUGUCAAGAUGGAAAAUGGAGCAAUUUAAAUAUCGGAGAUUAUUGUAAACCAAGACCCUGUGAAAGUCUUCAAGAUCCUGAUAAUGGAAGAUUUCAUUUGACAAACCAUGAGGAAUUUGUGUUCGGUGCUCGUGUACAGUACACCUGUAAUGAGGGAUAUCAGAUGGUUGGUUCAGAUGAACGUGACUGUCGUGUUGAUGGCUGGAGUGGGCGUCCUCCAUUUUGUGAAGUAAAAACAUGUUCAUCAGUAAAUAUACCAGAAGAUAUUCGUGCAAAAGGAAUAUAUGACUCACAACCGGAUUUUCCCUACGGAUCCGUCCUUCAAUUUGAAUGUACUUCUCCAAACACUGCCCUUCAAGGAGCAAAAGAAAUUUACUGCUUAGAGAACAAAACCUGGAGUCACCCAGUUCCUUUUUGUACAGAAAUUCAAUGUGAAAAAACAAGACUAGAAUUUGGGCAUGUAAAAAGCUCAAAGGAUAUCUUCAAAAAUGGAGAAAUUCAGGAAUAUCAGUGUAAUCCUAGUUAUAAACCUUCAAGCAAACAUCCAAGUCGAUGCACUAAAGAUGGCUGGAUUCCGGAACCACUGUGCUCACCAAUAACAUGUCAGACAACAUACAUACAUAACGGUGAUUUUGAGAUUCCAAUGAUGUAUAAUUAUCAGGAAACAGUGCAUUACACAUGUAAUAGGGGUUACACACCUUCAAGACAAAAAGUGACGUGCAGAGCAGAUGGAUGGGAGCCUGUUCCAACGUGUGCUGAAAUGACUUGUACCGUUAGAUACGACAGUGGAUUACAACAAGCAAAUGUGGGUAAAUAUCAGAUUGGGGAACGGACAUCUUACUCCUGCAGAGAGUGUACAUAUUGGAGGUGUCAGCCUGACACGCACUCUCUCUGCACUACAAGCGGAUGGGAACCCCCUUUAGCUUGCCCAGGAUCAUGUUCAGAACCUCCAGAAAUAAGUCAUGGUAGAUAUAAUCCUCCAAAAUCAAUGUACAGGAAUCAUCAGAAAGUCACAUAUUCAUGUGAAGAUUCAUAUCAACUGAAAGGAAGAGAAGAAAUACAGUGCAUCAAUGGUAGAUGGGAUCCCAGAGGUUCUCUUCCAGCCUGCAUUGCACAAUGUCCAAAACCUUUAGAAAUUAUUUCUGGUUCAUACCUACCUAAACAACUUUGGUACAAUGAUGGUGCCAAGGUCAAGUAUUCAUGCGAAAAUUCAAAUAGAUUGCAAGGAAGCAAUGAAAUACAGUGCCAGAAUGGUGAAUGGCUUAUCGGAGAUUCUUAUCCAACCUGCAUUGUAAGUAUCUGUAGCGAUCCACCUAGAGUGGCACAUGCGACAAUUAGACCUAGAUCUGGUCCAUAUCAUGUUGGUGACUUUGUGACAUAUACAUGCCUUCGAUCCUAUAUACUUCUUGGAAAUCAACAACUACAGUGUGGUGCCAGUGGUUGGCCUCAGAAACCCAUUUGUUUUGACUACACAACAAGCUGUGUCCCUCCACCUCUUCUAAAGAAUGGGCAUGUUACAACUGCCCUGCCCUACAAAAUAGAGUAUGGAUGUAAUUACAGUUUUAGAAUCCAAGGACGAUCUACAAUAUUUUGUGUUGACGGAAAUUGGACUGAAUCACCAUCGUGCCAUGAUCCAGAAAUGAAAUGUGACCAACCUCCUCGUGUAUCUGGUGGAGACUUUGUUGAAGAAUAUAAAACUGCGUAUGAUCACGAUGAGACACGAACAUUUCAAUGCCAAAUUUAUUAUACUUUGGAAGGGCCAAACGUUGUUCGAUGCAUUGGGGGUCAAUGGACACCACCUCCCAUAUGUCAUGAACCAUGCGUUGUCAGUCAAGAGAGUGUUAAAAUAAAUAAAGUCAAUUUAAAAUGGAAAACAAAUAAGAAAUUAUAUGUCAGACAUGACGAAGGUUUAGACUUUAGAUGUUUUGCCAGACACAAAGUUGAAACUGGGGUUUCUCUAAGACAAAUUUGCCACGAUGGACAUAUCACCAUUCCCACAUGUUACAGGGAUCGUCAAACAGAAGACUGCUUUCCAUUGCAAUUCUUGAAAUGCCACAAUUGUACAGGCAGUAAAAUCUGUGUUCAAUAUCAAAGUCGAGUCAUAUCAGUAUCAAAACCAGAUCCCACCAGUCUGGUGUUAACAGCAGAAUCAGGGAAACAAACUGCUUUACUCACUGUGACGGGCAUCAGUGAACAAUAUGGCAACAAUAUUGCUUUUUCUUUGAAAGCAGCCACUGAAGUAACACUGGGAAUAAUAAUUGAAGCGAGAAGCAUGCAAUUCAACAAACCUUUAAUUGGUGAUUAUCGUUUUCCUUUCCGCAAAGGAAGUACUCUCACAUUUAACGUCACAUUUAGUGAAAUCUUCAGCAUUGAAUUUAUUGACAUAACUCGUAUGUAAUGAAAACAAUGGAAAACUAGACAGUACCUGGACGAGGUCGCAAUGCCACAUGAUCUGAGGAAUACCAUUCACCUUCUCACAAAAAUCUUACAGAGAAAAGUUGCUGAUUAUAUAUGACAUUUAAGAUGUUUCGAUGACAUGAUAAAGGGUUACAUCAAACACUAGAAAUCUUAUUAUUAUUUAGCUAAUCUGGAUCAUCAAAUUUGUAUCAAUAAAGGACUGCAAUAUUACUAUUGUAAUUGUGAAUCGGUAUCAAUUACACUGUUUGAUUUCCUCGUGCCUGCAAAAUAGGCAAUCAAUCUCGCAACAAAGGACCAGUCUUGUGAAAAUUAUAAUGUUACUGAGUGCUAAAUAAAAAGGAGAAAGGUUA
This is a messenger RNA of Callorhinchus milii (elephant shark), 3161 nucleotides long. RefSeq names its product coagulation factor XIII B chain. The record is from RefSeq and is a predicted model, not a curated record. Lineage: Eukaryota; Metazoa; Chordata; Chondrichthyes; Chimaeriformes; Callorhinchidae. Bases 191 to 2791 code for a protein of 866 amino acids. The transcript has 18 exons.